AUGCAUCUUUCCAUUCGACAACCACGGAAUCCAAACUACGAGGAAGACAUCGUUUACGUGACGAAACACAACAAAUGGGUUUUGAAUUCUAUCGGGAUGUGGCCUGCUAUGCUAAAAGGCAUCGGCAAAUUUGUACCAAAAAUUGUAAUAGGUCUCAGUAAUUUCGUGUCGGUUUUCAACGUACUGCAGUUUGUGCUUCACGUUAUACUGGAAGAAAAAGAUCCUUCAUUAAGACUGAGAUUUUUAGGCUUGAUUUGUUUUGCUUCAACCAAUCUGAUGAAGUAUUGGGCUUUGAUAGCGCGCAGACCGAACAUCGAAUACUGUAUCGAACAGGUGCAGACAGACUGGAAGCAGGUAGAAUUCCAAAGAAAUCGCAUGCUGAUGCUAAAAUAUGGAAAAAUCGGUCGAGAUCUCACCAUAUACAGUGCCGUGUUCAUGUACAGCUCUGAAAUGUGCUAUAUUACAAUCAUGCAAUAUGCAAUGGCAUCAGUCCUGAGGGAAAAUAAUCGUACAACCAGAGUACUAGUGUACCCUACAUAUAGUGGAUUUUUCGACGCCCAAAAAACUCCUAUCUACGAAAUCGUGUACGUUCUCCAAUGCAUGUGCACACUUUUGUUCAACUCUGUGACAGUUGCGUGUUGUGGAUUGGCUGCACUUUUUGCAACACACGCUUGUGGGCAGAUUGAUGUCGUUAUAUCUCAAUUAAAUGAUCUGGUCGAUGGAAAAUUUGCCAAGAAAAAUUCUGAGCCGGACACUCGACUGAUAGAAAUCGUAAAGAACCACAUAAGAAUUUUAAAAUUUUCUACGAUGAUUGAGACGGUUCUGCAGGAAGCGUGCUUUUUCGAAUUCGUUGGUUCCACGUUGGUAAUAUGCUUGCUCGAAUACUACUGUAUAACGGAAUGGCAAGAAAAUAAUAAGAUUGGUGUGGCAACAUUCUCCAUGCUAUUAGUAUCCUUAACAUUUAAUAUGUUCUUGUUAUGCUACAUUGGCAAUCUUCUAAUAGAAAAGAGUGCUAACAUCGGAAUAUCUUGCUAUAUGAUUGACUGGUACCGCUUACCAGUCAAAACAGUUCAAGAUCUUAUAUUGAUCAUCGCUAUGUCGAAUAAUCCGGUGAAAAUUAGCGCUGGCAGAAUGUUUCUUUUAUCCUUGCCUACUUUCGGAAAUAUUCUAAAGACAUCAUUCGCGUACUUAAACUUCGUUCGGAAUGCCACUAUGUAAUAAUUUAAUAAUUUCCGUUAUUUUCGUAUAUUCAUUUAUGGAAUAGUAAAUAAAGAAAUAUAUUGUAAAAAUGUUUGUUGCUACCUAAAUAUAC
This is a messenger RNA of Bombus pyrosoma, 1312 nucleotides long. RefSeq lists its product as uncharacterized. Gene Ontology annotation, molecular function: odorant binding; olfactory receptor activity. Gene Ontology annotation, biological process: detection of chemical stimulus involved in sensory perception of smell; sensory perception of smell. The transcript has 6 exons. Gene Ontology annotation, cellular component: plasma membrane. The coding region runs from base 1 to 1218 and encodes 405 amino acids. The record is from RefSeq and is a predicted model, not a curated record. NCBI's taxonomy places the organism in Eukaryota, Metazoa, Arthropoda, Insecta, Hymenoptera, Apidae.